This is a messenger RNA of Gongylonema pulchrum, 570 nucleotides long. Lineage: Eukaryota; Metazoa; Nematoda; Chromadorea; Rhabditida; Gongylonematidae. The record is from the annotation of a GenBank genome assembly.
AUGUUGAGAAGCGGGGGAAAUUGUGCUGCUGGAAUGAGGGGCACAGUGGUCCAAUGUUAUUCCAAUUUGAUUAUGUGCAAGCUAAUCUUUGGCACUUUCCGAGGUAUUUCUGUUUUAGGACUGACAUGCACAGAAGCAAAUUUCAUACAGAAAAGUGGCUUUCAGCGAGCUGCCGCAAAAUACAAAAUGGUAGUCGUAAAUGCAGAUACCAGUCCAAGAGGCGUUGAUAUUCCUGGUGACUCCGACAGCUGGGAUUUUGGCAAAGGCGCUGGCUUUUACGUAGAUGCAACCGAGCCAAAAUGGUCCGAACAUUACAGAAUGUAUACUUAUAUCAGUGAGGAGCUUCCACGUAUUGUAAAUUUCAAUUUUGACAAGUGCGAUCCAACUCGUUGGUGUAUAAUGGGGCACAGUAUGGGUGGACAUGGUGCUAUUGUGAUUGGACUUAGAAAUCCGGAAAAAUUCAGGAGCAUAUCCGCAUUUGCGCCUAUUUGUAACCCCAUAAAUUGUGCCUGGGGUAAAAAGGUUCGUUUUGAAGAUGAUUUACCUUCUAGGAUAUGUAAUUGGCACUGA